This is a messenger RNA of Corapipo altera (White-ruffed manakin), 1780 nucleotides long. It is a transcript of the gene METTL9, whose product is annotated as methyltransferase like 9. The coding region runs from base 291 to 1256 and encodes 321 amino acids. The transcript is spliced from 5 exons. The record is from RefSeq and is a predicted model, not a curated record. Gene Ontology annotation, molecular function: protein-L-histidine N-pros-methyltransferase activity. Lineage: Eukaryota; Metazoa; Chordata; Aves; Passeriformes; Pipridae.
GGGCCCGGCCGAGCCUCCGCCGCCAGCCCGCCCCAUCCCGCCCCGCCCUGCCCGCUCCGGCUCGAAGGCGGCCCCGCCCGCCCGGCCAUUGGCGAGGGAGGGAGAGAGAGAGAGGGAGGGAGCGGGUGCGCGCCAGGCCCCGGCGUGUCGCAGCGAAGGCGUCCGGGCGGGCCCCGCUGCCGCGGCGGCGCGUUCCGCGCGGAGCGUGUGCGCGGGCCCCGAGCGGAGCCGCCGCUGCCAUGGAGCGGGGGGGCGGCGGCGCCGCGCGGGGCUGAGCGCGCCCCUUCCCCAUGAGACGGUGGCUGUGCUGGCUGGGCUGCUACACCCUGCUCCUGUGGGUGCUCAGGAGGACGAUGUGGGCUGGCCCUGCCCGCUACCUGCGGAGCCCUUUAUCCAGGUCCCUCUACGUGAAUAUGAUGGGCAGCCACCGCCAGCCAGCCCCGGGCGCCAGGGAGAACCACCAGUGGUAUGUCUGCAACACAGAACAGUUGUCUGAAUCCCUUCAGCCCGUUUUUGUCCAGAGUUACCUUGACCAAGGAACACAGAUCUUCUUAAACAACAGCAUUGAGAAGUCAGGCUGGCUGUUCAUCCAGCUCUACCACUCUAUUGUGUCCUCCAGUUUUAGCCUUUUUAUGUCUAGAACAUCUAUCAAUGGGCUGCUGGGAAGGGGCUCAAUGUUUGUGUUCUCCCCAGAACAAUUUCAGAGACUGCUUAAAAUAAAUCCCGAAUGGAAAUCCCACAGACUUCUUGAUUUAGGGGCUGGAGAUGGAGAAGUCACUAAAGUCAUGAGUCCUCACUUUGAAGAAAUCUAUGCCACUGAACUGUCUGAAACGAUGAUAUGGCAGCUUCAGAAGAAGAAAUACAGGGUGCUUGGUGUAAAUGAAUGGCAAAACACAGGAUUUCAGUAUGAUGUUAUCAGCUGUUUGAAUUUGCUGGAUCGCUGUGAUCAACCACUGACUCUAUUAAAGGAUAUUAGAAGUGUAGUGGAGCCAACCAAAGGCAGGGUCAUUCUAGCACUGGUUCUGCCAUUUCAUCCCUAUGUGGAAAAUGUAGGUGGCAAGUGGGAAAAGCCUUCAGAAGUUCUGGAAAUCAAAGGGCAGACUUGGGAAGAGCAGGUGAAUAGCCUGCCAGAAGUUUUCAGUAAAGCUGGUUUUGCCAUAGAGGCUUUCACCAGACUGCCAUACCUGUGUGAAGGUGACAUGUACAAUGACUACUACGUGCUGGAUGACGCUGUCUUCGUCCUCAAGCCAGUGUAAGGUGUCUGAAGUAAACCUCCAGAAUCUAACCCAAGGAGCAGCCUCUGAAAGAGGGUUUUGAUUUUAUGGUUACUUAAAGGGAGGGAAUUUUUGGGAUUGCCAUGCUAAAUGAAUACCGUGUAAGAAAUUUAAAGGCCAAAAUACUAAUGUAUUUCUUUGUAGUGUGAUUAGGGGGGAAAAAAAAAAAAGGUUGUUUUUUAAACAGACUCCUCCAUUGAGAAUUUCUUUUUUACCUGCUCUUAAACCAACAAUGCAUUCUGCAAUCCAGCAGCAAUGGGGGAUAUUUUUUUAUAUUUACCUGCAACAGGGAUCAGAUCCAAACAAAAGCAAUAUUCCUAAUAAUGGUGAAACUGAUACAGUGUGAACUGUUAAAGAAAUCAAGUGAAAUCUGGCAAUAAAGUUAUCCAUUCAAUUCAAGCCUUGUUGAAUAAAAACUGUUAAAAUGGAUAUUCUUCCAUGCUAAGUUACUUUCUUACUGUCAUUCUUCACGUUUUUAAUCAUGCUAAUAAACUUUUUUGAGAUGA